UUUUUUUGUGUCUGAUUUAUUGCAAUCAUUUAAUAAUAAUAAUAAUAAUAAUAUUGACAUCAAUUUCCUCUCUGUCUGUUUGUCUGACAACUAAAGAUAUAAACUAAACCAAAACCAAAUGGCCGACAACAGAGCCAAUGAUAACGACUCGAAGGGCAACGACUCGGAGGAAGAGAACGAGAUUCUUGAGGAGAGUCCAUGCGGUCGAUGGCUUAAGAGAAAGGAAGAGGUUGAACAACGAGAUAUACCCGGCAUUGAUGCUACCUAUCUGGCGAUGGACACCGAUGAAGGCGUCGAAGUGGUCUGGAAUGAGGUUCGCUUUUCCGAACGCAAGAUAUUCAAGACAAAAGAAGAAACCAUUAACGAAGUUUUCGACCGAUUGGUCCAAUUAGAGCACCCGAACAUUGUUAAGCUACACAAGUAUUGGGUAGAAAAAGACAUCGAAAAGCCAAGAGUUAUAUUCAUUACUGAAUAUAUGUCGUGUGGAUCACUUAAACAGUUUCUUCGCAAAACGAAAAAAAACUUAAUCCGAAUGGCUCUCAGUGCCUGGAAGCGGUGGUGCACUCAGACACUGUCAGCGCUAUGUUAUCUGCACAGUUCACAGCCACCCAUAAUCCACGCGAACUUAAACUGCGAUACAAUAUUCAUCAGUUAUAACGGUCUUAUUAAGAUUGGAGCCGUCGCUCCCGACGCCAUCCAUAAGCACGUAAAGACAGUACGCGGAGACUCGAAAGCUAAUCUGCAUUUUAUAGCACCGGAAAUCGGUAGUAUUACCGACUCAAACAAUUCGGUAAUCGGACCGCCAGUCGAUAUCUAUUCAUUCGGAAUGUGUGCCUUAGAAAUGGCGGCCCUCGAGAUUGCGACUAACGGUGAGACGGCGGCGCCGACGACGACGACUAACAGUCUCAUUACCGACGAUGUUAUCAACAAUACCAUCGAAAGUCUGGAAAAUCCGUUGCAAAAGGAUUUCAUAACACGAUGUCUACAUAAGAAUCCAAAAGAAAGACCGACAGCAAGAGAGUUGUUGUUUCAUCCAAUCAUUUUUGAAGUGCCAACUCUUCGUCUGUUCGCAGCCCAUGUAAUAGCGAAGAAUCCAUCGUAUCAGCCGGAACUCUAUACCGAGGAGGCUAUCAAUCGUGUUCUAUGUCUACAAAACAACGACAGGGUAUUGGCUGAGAUAUGCCAUCCGGAUGGCCGGCCAUCAGUUUCAAUGAAAAGUGAUUCAACAAAACUAGAGUUUGAAAAAUAUAUCGAAGAAGUCAGAAACGGAUCCUAUCCGUUGACAGCAAUCUUGACGACAACACGUCUUCCAUUGAUAUCUCGUCAGCGAACAAUGUCACCGGAGGUGUCCGGCGAGUCAUCCAAACAGCUUAACUCUCCAGACAAUCCAUUCGACGAAGAGACACGUCGUAUUCAAUCCAUUAAUUCAACUCUUGAGCCAAAUAAUAAUAGCCAAGAGCCAAGUGAUAUUAAACAACUUGUGAUAUCUCUUCAUAUAAUAUUUGAUGACAAAAUCAACAGAAAGUUGACAACAAAACUGGAUUCAUGUGAAUUGGAUCCGUCAUCGUUAGCUCAAGAAUUGAUAUUUUAUGGAUUCGUUAAUAAGGAUGAUGAAGAUAUAGUCUGUGAGUUAUUGUCUGAAACUCGAAAAUUGUUUACCGAUUCGGCAAACAGUCAGUCAGUCAGUUGUCAAAAAAUGCAAAAAUUGAGUCAACAAACCAGUAGUAGUGAAAAUAAAUAAUUAAAAAAAAAAUAAUGAUAAUAACUAAUUA
Messenger RNA from Oppia nitens, 1772 nucleotides. RefSeq names its product nuclear receptor-binding protein-like (gene Madm). The transcript has 4 exons. The record is from RefSeq and is a predicted model, not a curated record. Gene Ontology annotation, biological process: protein phosphorylation; intracellular signal transduction; endoplasmic reticulum to Golgi vesicle-mediated transport. NCBI's taxonomy places the organism in Eukaryota, Metazoa, Arthropoda, Arachnida, Sarcoptiformes, Oppiidae. Gene Ontology annotation, cellular component: endomembrane system; cytoplasm. The coding region runs from base 119 to 1741 and encodes 540 amino acids. Gene Ontology annotation, molecular function: ATP binding; protein serine/threonine kinase activity.